Knipowitschia caucasica is the source of this 243-nucleotide messenger RNA. The record is from the annotation of a GenBank genome assembly. NCBI's taxonomy places the organism in Eukaryota, Metazoa, Chordata, Actinopteri, Gobiiformes, Gobiidae.
AUGGAGGAGGAGACUCACAGACACACAAGGGGAGGAGGAGGCACAGGAGGAAGGAGGAGGCACAGGAGGGAGGAGGAGGCACAGGAGGAAGGAGGAGGCACAGGAGGAAGGAGGAGGCACAGGAGGAAGGAGGAGGCACAGGAGGAAGGAGGAGGCACAGGAGGAAGGAGGAGGCACAGGAGGAAGGAGGAGGCACAGGAGGAAGGAGGAGGCACAGGAGGGAGGAGGAGGCACAGGAUCUAG